This is a messenger RNA of Lucilia sericata (common green bottle fly), 1447 nucleotides long. Its product is annotated as phospholipase A1 member A-like. The transcript is spliced from 5 exons. The annotation marks the transcript as partial. Gene Ontology annotation, molecular function: lipase activity. Gene Ontology annotation, biological process: lipid metabolic process. The record is from RefSeq and is a predicted model, not a curated record. Lineage: Eukaryota; Metazoa; Arthropoda; Insecta; Diptera; Calliphoridae.
ACACAACGAAAACGGAUGUCUGCGGACUACGAUUAAAAACGAUUUUUCAAAAAAAAAAAAAAAAAUUUAAGUGAUUUUUUUUGGAAUAAAAACAAAUUAAUAAUACAUAUGUAACUAUAACAAGUUUAAAAAUAAUUUAGUAAUUAAAAUCAGUUAAAAAAAGCUCUUAGCCUACAUUGAUACUCACCUGUAAAUAAAAACGGAUAUUGGUGGUUUAACAAACGUGUUGCAAUUUUCUUCAAAAAAAAAAAGUUCUUUAAAAUCUAUAUUACUUAACUUUGCAAUAUUUAUAAUUAAGUGUUUAAACAAAUACAAAUACAAAUUGUGAUUACAACAUGCCUGCCAAAAACCAAAAACUCACCAACUGCAGUCGUACAUUACUGUUGUUUAUUGUAUGGCUCAGCUGUUUCUACCAAAAUGCCGAAGCUCAAGCUAAAAAUGAAACCCAAGUUUAUGUCACAGAAUCCUGUUUGGAGAAACCAUUUCGAUGUCCCCAUCCUAAAAUACAAUUUUUCCUAUACACUCGACGCACACAGGAUAAUCCCGAAUUUAUAGAUGUUCUUAACGAUAAUGCCCUAUACUAUACGCAUUUUAAUCCGCGACAUCCUACCAAAAUUAUAAUACAUGGCUUUGGUGGUGGUCGUAAUUUGAGUCCAAGUCCCGAUAUACGGCAAGCUUACUUUAGUAUAGGGGAAUAUAAUAUUAUUAUUGUGGAUUAUGGUUCAGCGGUAAAGGAACCCUGUCUCAGUCAAAUGGAUUGGGCACCACGUUUUGGUGGUCUUUGUAUAUCUCAGUUGGUGAAAUAUUUAGCCAGACAUCCGAGAGGGGUACAACCGGAUGAUUUACAUUUUAUCGGUUACAGUGUGGGUGCCCAUAUAGCGGGUCUGGUGGCUAACUAUCUAAAACCAGGCGAGGGUAAAAUGGGUAGAAUUACUGCUCUAGAUCCUACAAUAUUCUUUUAUGCGGGCGCCAAUAACUCAAGGGACUUGGAUUCAUCAGAUGCUCAUUUUGUGGAUGUUUUACAUACAGGUGCCGGUAUUUUAGGUCAAUGGCAUUCUAGUGGUCAUGCGGAUUUCUACGUAAAUGGUGGUACUCGUCAGCCCGCCUGUGUGGGGUCAGCUACUCUAUUUCAAACAUUGGCUUGUGAUCAUACAAAGGUUACACCCUACUUUAUUGAAUCGAUUACUACGAAAAAAGGUUUCUACGCCGGUCCUUGUCCAAACCUAUUUACCUAUCUGAUAGGUUGGUGUGAACCCAAGGACUCGGAAUAUGUGUUAAUGGGCGAACAUGUAUCACAUAAAGCCCGUGGCACUUAUUACGUCACCACCAAUGCCAAGCCACCAUUUGCUCGUGGUUUCCCCGGCAAAGGAAGAUCAGCUACCACGGGAGAAUAUCAGGGUGUACGAAGGAGACGUCAUCUGCCGGCAUUUAAUGAAAAUGAUGAAAA